Molecule: messenger RNA, 1455 nt
Organism: Naegleria lovaniensis
Lineage: Eukaryota; Heterolobosea; Eutetramitea; Acrasida; Naegleriidae
Exons: 1
Coding region: 1-1455 (484 amino acids)
Source: RefSeq, a predicted model, not a curated record
AUGAUCACUACCAAGCAGUGUGCUCCUUCGCACUCCACCACUGGAUCAGCUCGACUUGAUCUAUUCUUCAAAACCGUGAGAGGUUUAGAAGAGAGCUUUUUGUAUCAAUUACUAGAGGCGUCAUGGAAGGAAAACGCUUUAGAUACUCUCAAACUCGUGUUUUACAUGAGAGAUUGUCGAGGAGGUAAAGGAGAACGUGAUCUCUUCCAUUUGGCUUUCAACUGGCUCAUUGAUCAUCAUCCAGAAGAUGUUCUCUGCAAUUUGCAACUCUUACCAGAAUAUGGACGAUGGGAAGACUUGCUGCGACAUAUCAACAAUGAGAAGGGAAUGAUUGGUCCUACCAUCGCCAAGAUGUUCGCUACUCAAUUACAGGAAGAUUUCAAAGCCAUGCACGACGGUAAACCAGUUACCCUCUGUGCCAAAUGGGCACCCUCUGAACAUUGCAAACACGAUAAAAAGUACUCGGCUGUAAAGUUGAUUUGCAAAGAGUUGGGAAUCAAGAAGGCCGAGUAUAGAAAGAGUUACAUUUCUCCUCUUCGUGAAUAUAUCAAAGUAGUGGAACGAAUGAUGUGUUUGAAGAAGUGGGAAGAAAUUGAAUAUAGCAAGGUUCCUGGUGUUGCCAUGAACAAACUGAAGAAGGCUUUCAUCAAGCACGAUAAGGAAAGAUUUGAGGAGUAUAUGAGCAAGUUGCGAAAGGGUGAAGUCAAAGUCAAUGCCUCUACUGUAGAGCCUCAUGAAAUUGUUGCUCAAUUCAUGCAUAGAAGUACCUCUCAAGACACUGAUACCAUUCUUGAAGAGCAAUGGAAGGAAAUUGUGAAGAGAGUUGAGAAGUUGGGUACAAUGGAUCAUGCACUCGCUGUUUGCGACGUCUCUGGCUCCAUGAGUGGACUUCCAAUGCAAGUUUGUAUCAGUAUUGGUUUGCUCGUUUCACACCUCAGCAUGCCUCCAUUUAAGGGUCGAUUGAUUACCUUCCAUGAAGAUCCUCAACUCAUCAAUAUCACCUCUACUACUCUUCACGAAAGAGUUCAAGAAAUUAUGCGCAUGCCUUGGGGUAUGAGUACCAACUUUUACAAAGUCUUUGAGAUGAUUCUCACUGAAGCAAAGAAGAACAAACUCACCCAGGAAGAGAUGCCAACCACCAUGUAUGUCAUUAGUGACAUGCAGUUUGCUAGUGCUGCCGGUUCAAGCAUGACGAACUUUGAUUACAUGAAGAAUCUGUACCAGCAAGCUGGCUAUGAAAUGCCAAGAAUUGUCUUUUGGAAUGUGAAUGGUAAUUCCAGGGAUUUUGUCUCCAAUGAUGCCUACGAGCAAGGAGUUGCAAUGAUUUCAGGCUUCUCACCAAGCAUUAUGAAGGCAGUUUUGGAAGGUGACGACUUUUCACCUUUUGGCAUCAUGAAAAAGGCCAUUGAUGAUAAGCGAUAUGAAAAGAUCAAAUUGGCCUCUUCUCAAGAGUAG